Trichoderma aggressivum f. europaeum is the source of this 807-nucleotide messenger RNA. RefSeq lists its product as uncharacterized. Bases 1 to 807 code for a protein of 268 amino acids. The record is from RefSeq and is a predicted model, not a curated record. Gene Ontology annotation, molecular function: hydrolase activity, acting on halide bonds, in C-halide compounds. Lineage: Eukaryota; Fungi; Ascomycota; Sordariomycetes; Hypocreales; Hypocreaceae. The transcript has a single exon.
AUGCCCUCAAAAACCUCACCCCUCAGCAACAUCAAAGCCCUCCUCUUCGACGUCUUCGGCACCGUCGUCGACUGGCGCUCCUCCGUCACAGACGAAAUCUCCCUCCGCACAUUCCGCAAACUCUCUUCUCGAGAAACCCUUGCGCCUACCCUGAAAGCUCGUCUCGAAGGCCUCACGCAGCAGGACUGGGACCGCUUCAUCCAGGAAUGGCGUGACUCGUACAGCGCCUUUACGAGAUCCUUCAACCCGGACACGGAUCCCUGGAAGAGCGUCGACCAGCACCACCACGACAGCCUCGUCGAGCUCCUCGGGAAAUGGGACCUCGAUGGCCUCUUUUCCGAGACGGAGAUUGAGAGCUUGAGCCUCGUCUGGCAUCGCCUCGCUCCGUGGCCGGACUCGCCCGAUGGCCUUGCGGCGCUGGGCCGCAGAUACGCCACUGGCACGCUGUCUAACGGAAACACUAGCUUGCUGCGCGAUCUCGUUGACUUUGGCGGCCUGUCUUUCCAAAACAUCUUUUCUGCCGAGACGUUCAAGGUGUACAAGCCCGAUCCGGCAACGUACCUGGGCGCCGUGCGAGCGCUGGGCUUGCGGCCGGAGGAGGUGGCCCUGGUGGCGACGCAUCUCGGGGAUCUCGAUGCCGCGAGGGGCUGCGGACUGCGGACGAUAUACGUCGAGAGGGAUAGGGAGGAGGCGUGGGGGCGGGAGGAGGAGAGAUAUAGCGAGGCGAAGACGUGGGUGGACUUGUGGGUGACGGAGGGGGACAAGGGGCUGCUUGGUGUUGCAGAGAAGUUGGGGGAACUAGAGUAG